Messenger RNA from Antrostomus carolinensis (chuck-will's-widow), 2805 nucleotides. RefSeq names its product USO1 vesicle transport factor (gene USO1). The record is from RefSeq and is a predicted model, not a curated record. Gene Ontology annotation, molecular function: protein binding. Gene Ontology annotation, cellular component: Golgi stack; endoplasmic reticulum; Golgi membrane. The transcript is spliced from 25 exons. Bases 112 to 2805 code for a protein of 897 amino acids. Gene Ontology annotation, biological process: intracellular protein transport; endoplasmic reticulum to Golgi vesicle-mediated transport; transcytosis. Lineage: Eukaryota; Metazoa; Chordata; Aves; Caprimulgiformes; Caprimulgidae.
AAGCUGUGUGACCGAGUAGCUUCUUCCACUCUGUUGGAUGACCGGAGGGAUGCUGUGCGUGCUCUUAAAUCAUUAUCCAAGAAAUACCGGCUGGAGGUAGGCAUACAGGCUAUGGAACAUCUCAUCCAUGUUCUUCAGACAGACCGUUCAGAUUCUGAAAUAAUUGGCUAUGCCUUGGACACUCUCUACAAUGUAAUAUCGAAUGACCUAGAAGAGGAGGAGCAAGAUGAUUCUGAAGAAGAAAAUUUACCAAAACAAGUUGAUGAUUUGGGAAGUCAGUUCACGGAGAUUUUCAUUAAACAGCAAGAAAAUGUCACACUCUUGUUAACUCUUGUGGAGGAAUUUGAUUUCCAUGUUCGUUGGCCUGGAGUGAAACUACUUACAUCUCUUUUAAAGCAGCAAGGACCUCAAGUGCAGCAGAUAAUUCUUGUCAGCCCUAUGGGUGUUUCCAGACUCAUGGAUUUACUAGCAGACUCUAGGGAGGUUAUACGAAAUGAUGGAGUUUUGCUGUUACAGCAAUUGACAAAAAGCAAUGCAGCCAUACAGAAGAUUGUUGCCUUCGAAAAUGCCUUUGAGAGACUUCUGGAUAUCAUAACAGAAGAAGGAAACAGCGAUGGAGGAAUAGUAGUGGAAGACUGUCUCCUCCUAUUACAGAACUUGUUGAAGAAUAAUAAUUCCAAUCAGAAUUUCUUCAAAGAAGGUUCAUACAUUCAGCGUAUGAAGCCUUGGUUUGAAGUUGGAGAUGACAACUGUGGGUGGUCUGCACAGAAAGUAACUAAUCUUCACCUAAUGCUGCAGCUUGUGCGGGUACUAGUGUCUCCCACAAAUCCUCCUGGUGCUACCAGCAGUUGUCAGAAGGCGAUGUUUCACUGUGGGUUGUUACAGCAGCUCUGCACCAUCCUGAUGGGAACUGGAGUUCCUACCAUUAACACUGUAUCAGAGGUCAUUCGAGGAUGCCAGAUGAAUCAAGACUACUUUGCCUCUGUAAAUGCACCUUCUAAUCCACCAAGGCCUGCAAUUGUAGUACUUCUGAUGUCUAUGGUAAACGAAAGGCAGCCUUUUGUGCUACGUUGUGCUGUUCUCUAUUGUUUCCAGUGCUUUUUAUACAAAAACCAAAAAGGACAAGGGGAAAUCGUUUCAACGCUUCUGCCAUCUACUAUUGACGCUACAGGUAACUCUGUCUCAGCGGGUCAGCUGCUCUGUGGGGGCCUCUUUUCCACGGACUCUCUCUCAAACUGGUGUGCUGCUGUGGCCCUGGCCCACGCGUUACAGGAAAACGCCACUCUGAAAGAGCAGCUCCUCAGAGUUCAGCUAGCCACGAGCAUCGGCAACCCGCCGGUGUCGCUGCUGCAGCAGUGCACCAACAUCCUCUCACAGGGUGAUAAGAUCGACAGACGGGGCAGCAAAGUACAGACCAGGGUUGGACUACUGAUGUUGCUUUGCACUUGGCUAAGCAACUGCUCCAUUGCUGUCACCCACUUCCUUCACAACCCAGCCAAUGUACCUUUUCUCACAGGGCAGAUAGCUGAAAACCUUGGAGAAGAGGAGCAGCUUGUCCAAGGCCUGUGUGCGCUUUUGCUUGGCAUUUCCAUCUACUACAAUGACAAUUCCCUUGAAAACUACAGGAAAGAGAAGCUGAAACAGCUGAUUGAGAAGAGGAUUGGCAGGGAGAACUUCAUUGAGAAGCUUGGCUUCAUUAGCAAACAUGAACUUUAUUCCAGAGCUGCUCAGAAACCACAGCCUAGUUUUUCUAGCCCUGACCACAUGAUGUUUGAUCAUGAAUUUACCAAACUUGUAAAGGAAUUAGAAGGUGUCAUAAGUAAAGCUAUUUACAAGUCCAGUGAGGAAGAUAAAAAGGAGGAGGAGGUCAAGAAGACAUUGGAACAGCAUGACAACAUUGUGACUCACUACAAAAAAGUCAUUAGAGAGCAGGAUCAGGAGCUUGAAGAAUUAAAACAACGAGUUAACACUUUAACAUCUCAAAAUGAACAGCUCCAAGCAACAGUUACACAGCAAGUGUCGCAGAUCCAACAGCAUAAGGACCAAUAUAAUCUCCUUAAAGUACAGCUAGGAAAGGACACUCAACAUCAUAAUUCCCACAGUGAUACGUUUCAGAUGAAUGGUAUUCAGACAGAAGAAGUGAGCAAAUUGAAAGAGGAGUUGGAAGAAUGGAAAAACAAGCAUGAACUACUGCAAGGGCAGUUAAAGGAAAAGGAUUCUGUGAUUGAAAAAUUGAAAUCUUCACAGUUGGAGAUGGGAACAACAGAGCAGUCUUCACAGACCAGCAAAUCUGGUGGCUUGGAGCUCAAUAAUGAACUACAGAAGGAACUGGAAAUGCUCAGGAGUCAGAUACAACUACAGUCUGCAGAAAUCUCUAAGCUUCAGAUUGAGAAUCAAAAGCUACAACUAAUGAAUACAACUGCAGAUCCUGUGUUAGCAGACAGCUGUGUAGCAGCAGUAAACAACUCUGAAUUAGAGGGACAACUUCAGCAAGAAAUAAAAGAAUUGAAGAAUGAAGUCAAAGCCCUUUCUGAGGAAAAAGAAACACUAAAACAGCAUCUGGAUUCAUCCAGUAGUACAGUUGCUAUAUUGCAAGAUGAGAAAAGUAAGCUUCAGCAAGAAGUUGCAGAAUCAAAGAAAGAACAAGAUGAUCUUCUGGUGCUUUUGGCUGAUCAGGAUCAGAAACUAUCUGCACUGAAGAUAAAAUUGAAGGAUCUCGGUGUACCGGUUGAAGAUGAAGAUGAUAUUGAAUCUGGAGAUCAAGGAGAUGAAGAUGAAGAUGGGGAUGAAGAGGAGCAAGACUAG